This is a messenger RNA of Peronospora belbahrii, 1761 nucleotides long. The record is from the annotation of a GenBank genome assembly. Lineage: Eukaryota; Oomycota; Peronosporomycetes; Peronosporales; Peronosporaceae.
AUGAAGACAGAACGGACGGACACUUUAACAUUUCAGCAGGCACCCAUUGAGCUGUGCAGCAUGGAUUCUGGCUCGUGGAUGAUUACAGAUUCACCAGUUAAUGAAUCUCCUUUUCCCAUGAUGCACGAAGACAAUAAUAAAACGGGGCGCUAUGUAUUUGAUGACUGUCUAGAAGGUGGUGCGCUUCGGAGUGGAAAUCUACCAAAUCUAUUUUCGCGAUAUUAUAUUGGACUCGUUGCUCAAUACGCUGGCGUAGGAUUUAUUGAUGGGGUGCUUCCCAAUGUCAUCUACCCUUUUUUGCAAAACUAUCUGAAUUUACCUGGAUCGCAGACUACCACAGCGUUCGCGCUCGUACAGAUGCCAUGGAGUUUUAAGGUUUUUUACGGUAUCAUUUCUGACUGCUAUCCGAUCUGGGGCUAUCGCCGGCGGCCAUACAUUCUCGCUGGUUGGGUGUUUGCGUUAGUCAUGCUCGUCAUACUGUCGCUCACACCCGAGGGUAAGCCUUACUUUACGGAUCCUGAGUACCGAAAUGUAAAGCCCGAAAACUACACGCCCGAGAUUAUUGCAACAAUCAACUAUGAUUCGGUAAACCACGGAAGUAUUUACAUUAUCUCAAUGAUGGCAUGCGCGUUUGGGUACAUGCUUUCAGACGUGUGCGCUGAUGGUCUCGUUGUUGAGUUGGCCCAGAGAGAGCCUCUUGAAGUGAGAGGCCAUACGCAGACGGUAGUAUAUACUACGCGGACAGUGUUCAAUGUGUUGGCCUACUUUCUUUUAGGUUUUUGCUUUAAUGGCGAGGAAUACGGUGGCGAUUUCGACUUUGCUCUAUCAUUUCCGAUGCUCAUGCUGAUCGUGACUAUUAUGCUAGCACCGAUAGUCCCAAUCACCUGGUUUUUCCUUCACGAGGAAAAAAGUAUCUAUGCAUCUACAAGUUUCGGCCACUACAUGCACACUUUUUGGGAAGUCAUUAAGACUCGAGCUGUGUACCAAUACAUCGGUUACCAGUUCUUCGCGGGUAUUUGUUCGUAUUUCACGUAUCUUUACAAGAAUCCAAUUAUGAGGAGCUGGGUCAACGUCUCACCUCUUGCCGAAAAGGUUGGAGCACUCUUAGCCACCUCCGUCUACGCUACAUCAAUUUGGUUCGCAGGCAAUUAUGGACGUAGUUGGGACUGGAGGCGCACGGCAAUAAUCACUAUGGUCUGCUAUGUAGCGCUGGAUGCUCUUUGCAAACUGCUGACCAUUUGGGAUAUCAUCCGCUCGCAAUAUUUCUGGCUCGGCAUUCCCAUCGUUGAACAAAUCCCGCUAGGUGUAGCAUUUAUCGUGAGCUCGUUUAUUAUUGUGGAGCUUGCCACUGUGGGGCACGAAGGUGCGAUGUAUGGCCUACUUACAACAGCCUACAACCUCACAAUUCCUUUUGCAACCGCCAUCACUCGUAACGUGGAUAGUAUGUUUGACCUGACAACGGAGCGGAUUCAAAACGACAGCACUGAUGUGCGCACUGAUGUGACCAUGACGGUAUUAAUCAUGUGGGCGGUCAACUUGUGCUCGCUUCUGUUUUUAGUAAUGUUGCCUCGACAAAAGGAACAAACUUGGGCUAUAAAGCAUUCAGGUGGCUCCAGCUCUUUCAUGGGUGCCGUGACGGUGUUGUAUCUGCUGUUUGCUUUUCUGUGGACAUUCACCACGAGUCUAUUGUGUAUCUUCGAGGCCACGUCUUGUCUUGUCAUCGCUGGUGGCAACGGCUGCGACGAACCAUCAGGUUCGUAA